UUGGAGUGUAUUGGAGUCGUGAAGACUUCCAACGCCAAUGCUAUUAUUUGUGUCACCUGCUUUGGUCGCGCGGCACGUCUUUUCAGGGGGCGUUUUUCAACCAACUUGGUCGAGACGUAAAAGUUUGUCUGCUUGCGGUUCUUGGCGCGGUGUGACGAGGUCUGUAGAGGCCAGGAGGUUUAUUUUCAUGCUUCGUUUCAGAAGUGCGGAUGUGUAGUUCCCUGGAGUUGGAUUGUGUGGAGAGGUGAUGUAGUGGUGAGCAGUCGAGCGAGAGGUGGAUUAGUGUGAGAGAGAGAGCUAACAAGAGAGAUAGAGGAGUGUAGCGUUAUUGGAGGUGCAAGACUCGUCUCUGACGAAGAUUGAGGGAAACUGAAUCUUCCUUGGAUCGUUUGUCCUGAUCGUGGAAAGGUUCUUGUGCUCGAGGCGUCUCUAUUUGUGCACCAUUUUGGUGAUGAGCAGGCGAUAGAGCAGAAUUGUUCCACUUCCAUAAAACGAUAAUGAAGGACUGCUUCUCCUCUCAUUGACUACACCCUAGCUCUUUGCUCUGCCGCCGCGCAGUUGACGACAUUUCUUCAAAUUCUUAUUCGAUACGGACAGUUGUGCCAGAGAGCCCUGCCCGUUUGCAUGCACCGCCGUGUUGAGAUAGUAAAACCACACAUCCAUGAAUUGGAACCUGAUGUGGUUCACGCGGAAUAUAUCAGGGAAGCUCCUCAGCUUAGAAAGAGUGAACUCUUCGAGUCAUUGCUGGCUUCUUCGCAUUGUCCUCAAGAUGCCAAGCGUGUGGAAUGUCUGAAGGGGACAUUCAUGGCGCUUUGAAACUAAUGAGGACAAUCUCAAGGACAUAAGCAGGGAUUGUGCCAGAACCUAUGUGAAAGGAUCAAUGCAGAAAAUCAUGUGUAAAGUGCCUCUGGUUCUGCUGUCUCCAACAACGGUUACUAACGUUGCCCAGGCUCAUCAUUAUGAUAUUAAGGUCAAACCCAAUGAAAAGCUACCAGAUCUCAAUGAUCGACGAUCUGCUUUGGAGCAAGAGGUGGCUAGUUUGAAGGAGAAGCUAACGCAUGAAAUGAAGUUGCGGGAAGCUCUGAAGGGUUGCUUGCGAAGGUCUCCGGGCUCUUUGCCUCAAAUUCCUGGAUACAUUCCUGCCGAGAUGAGACAGCUGCUAUUUGAAGUUGCUGUUUUGGAAGAAGAGGUCGUUUUCCUUGAGGAGCACGCUGUACAUUUGCGCCGGGAGAUACAGGAACAAAUUGAACCUGGAUUAUGCAGGUCAUUCCGACUAGACGGUGAAGAAGAAAUUGUCUCCGUUUCCGAGGAACCCACUGCUUUGGAGAUUGAGAUCCCAGAAUCUGAAGUAUCUGAUCCACUGUGGACAGUAUACACAUCUCAGCCAACGACACCAAUGGUCCCCAUGUCGCCAUUGUCGACACCGGUUACAACUCCUGAAUGGAGACCUUUCGCUUCGUCUUCUCCUCCACCUAUGCAUGGUGGAAGCAUGACCUCACCUAUGUCUUCUGCAUCUCCGUUACCCCUCUCCAUAGACUCUUCGCCCGUGCAUGAUGAACCAGAAAGGACACCUCCACAAGUAUUGAACAGAAAAAGAGUGGCCAGAAAAGGUUCCUCCUCAUCCGAGUCGCUUGCAGUUGGAAAGCCCUCAAGAAAGAAGCCAAACCACCAAAAGACUCAAUCUCUCCCAUCUGACGUCCGGAAGUCGCAUACAAAAUGCCUGGAUACCAGCUUAGUUAAAUCUUCUCCAGUGAGGAAAAAUACGGGUGGUGGAGACGUCUUUGAAAGACUAUCUGCACCAAAAAAUGGAGGAAAAGCAAGACUAUCAGCUACGCCCUCUUCUCCUGUAGCUUCCGACAAACCAACGAAUGCUGCCGUCAAGAAAUCCACACAUGUGAAGCAAGUAAAGAGCAGGUAUCUGUCUCAUAGGUCACCACCAGUUACACUGCUAAAUGAGAAAGUGAACUAUUGUACAAAUAGGGAUUUGAGGAGGAAAGGUCUCCAUAGUCGCUCGCCACCGCUUGCUUCCCCGAUAUCGGAGUCUGGGGAAAUUCCCUACUAUACACGUUCUUCCAGUAACAGAGAAGUGCAAAUCGAAUGUUCACCGUCUUCAACUAUGUCUCCAGUGUUUGAAGAUAAGCCCAUUGCCUCUAUUAAGCGCAUGGUAUCAAGCAUGGAUCCAGCUAAAGCCUCGCAACUAAGAUUUCAGUAUGGUAACAACUCACCAUUCACCCCUAUUGUGGAGCUGGGAAGUAAAGAUCGGUUGGUGACGCCUUUCAAAUUGUCUCCAACUGAAGACACGGAAAACUUCAAGGAAUUGAGUCUGAGUGAGGAACAACAAAGGACACACGAUCUUGUUAAUUGCAGGUCUCUUUCUCCCAUCAAACUCAAUAAGCCGUCCGACCAAAUAUCUACGCAUUCCAAAGGUACUGUUCAACACCGCCUAUCUAAUGUCAAUAACUUCUCGGAGAAUGCUAAGCGUUAUGCUAAGAUUAAGCUUUCAUCUACACCGUCAAAUCAAACGUGCAAAGUGAAGCCCAUACAAGCACAGCAGCCUUUGCCUAAGGGCUAUGACAUCGCACAAAGUACUCCUACGGUAGAGAACAUGGACUCAUCAAAACUUCGAUCUGGAACUGAAGAUGUCUACGACUAUGAUAAGGAUGACAAGGUGGAUAUAUCUUGUGCGCCAAUAUCAGACGCCUCCUGGCUACCAGAAGACUUGACGAAAUUAUUCGGAACGGUAUGCAGCAGAAUCCGUAGGCAUUCCUCGCUUCCGAGCACAAAGAUGGUUGCGAAGCCUCCUGUUGCUGCACUUGGAAGUUCUCAAAGGAUUGAUUCUUUCAGAAGUUGUGGAAGCUUUGACAUUAGAAGUGUAGAAGGGUUACAAAUACUGCAAGAAUACUGUUCGGAUGACAUGAACUUGGUUGACUGUAAUGACGUACGCAAGCAUCGAGCAACUAACGUAGGACCUCAUCGACAUCAUUACAAAGCACUGAGGCUUUCACUUAUUUAAAACUGGGGGGUUAAGCGAUUACAUUCGAAAAGUGGAAGUGGGAUCUUUUAACCUUCACGGAGCGUGUGAUUCUACGUCGUACAUAUCAGCAUCUUUAAUCCACUAUCGCGAAAUUGCUGUGGUACCGCAUGAAGACAAAAAGAACAUCGAUCUGUUCCUCUAAUGCUCUGUGCGGAAGGGGUUUACAAGAACAAAAUGUAUUGUGUUCUGCAUCUUGAUGUGGAAUGCAGAAGAUCACUCCUUGUGUAUAAAACGACAUCAGAUGGUGAACAGUGGCGGCUGAGCAUGAUGAUUCUUGCAUAAAUGCUCGAAACAAGUAUUAUAUAAUAUUCAUAAAGGACAAUUCGAGUUCGACAAGAAUUUUCAGAGAAUGCAACGACAUCAGGUGUAUGUGAGGAAUGAAGGUGCUCGAUCACUCUGCGCAAGAAGUCUACUUCCACCAGCUCUGCACCUAUUCUGGUGAACGAGGUUCCUGUAAGCGCCAUAAGCUAUGGCACAGCACAGUUGAGAAUUGUGCUGGAAAGGAGGGUCUGCCGAUACUGCAAAAUCCAAAGGGUGCCCACAAUUUUCCUUACGAAACUGUCACUUUAUGUUAAAAUAGAGUCCUAGCUCCCUGCAUACCAAAACUCUUAGACUGUGACAUUCAUAUGAAAAAUGGCUGUCGGUAGUUUUCAAGCGGAACUGUGAAGUAUCCAAGCAUUUGUCACUUCGGAUGAAUUGUUACAGCGGAAGUCAAAUUCCUGUAACUUAGCGUAGUAAGCCGUCAGAAUGGCAGUCAGCUGAAUGCCUGGUUGAAGCAUCGCCACAUUCAGAAACGGGUUACAGCAUCUUGCACAGAUCAGAUUCAAGACCCAUAAAGUUGAAAACAGUAACCCAGGUUUCGACUGCAUCCUGGCGGCAGCCUUAGUGGCUCACCAACCAAAAUGCAGUAUGCAUUUCCACAAAGUUGUUCGAAGGUCUCAAGGAUGAAUAUAGGUAUAGGUAUUACUUGCAUUCUACGGAUCCCUAGUAUCAUCAUCAAAAUGUAUUCAUAAAAAUUAUAUUGUGCCAUUUGUACAGAUUGAACACAGCAUUUGUACAUAACAGCUACAUGUUAA
Physcomitrium patens is the source of this 4110-nucleotide messenger RNA. The record is from RefSeq and is a predicted model, not a curated record. Lineage: Eukaryota; Viridiplantae; Streptophyta; Bryopsida; Funariales; Funariaceae.